Messenger RNA from Etheostoma cragini (Arkansas darter), 2651 nucleotides. It is a transcript of the gene tnfrsfa, whose product is annotated as tumor necrosis factor receptor superfamily, member a. Bases 236 to 1594 code for a protein of 452 amino acids. NCBI's taxonomy places the organism in Eukaryota, Metazoa, Chordata, Actinopteri, Perciformes, Percidae. The record is from RefSeq and is a predicted model, not a curated record. Gene Ontology annotation, biological process: positive regulation of apoptotic process; TRAIL-activated apoptotic signaling pathway. Gene Ontology annotation, cellular component: plasma membrane; cell surface. The transcript is spliced from 10 exons. Gene Ontology annotation, molecular function: protein binding.
AAAAAGUCUUCAGUGGUGCUCGGACUAGCUAGUGUCUCUCAGCUCUCUGGAAAACGCUGUAAGGUUUUGUCAGUGACAAGUAAACUCAUGAAAGAAACCGGGUGACCGACAGUUUUAAAGCUGGAAUUUUGCUGCUGUUUUGUAUUUCGCUGUAAUUGUGUUUUUUAGAGAUUUUAAACUGGUUGGUUUGUGACGCAUAGUCGCCGGGAUUUCCUUUCAUCUCGAAGUUCCCAAGAUGAACUUCGGUCCGGUGGUCGGGAAACUUUCUGUGUUUGCGGCAGUGCUCCUCAUCGGGCUGGUUUGUCACGCAGCAGAACCUCCAGCAUCUCAGUGGUCCAGCGAUGACCCAACAAACAAUAACCUCACUCUUCGACAACACAGGACAUGUGUUGAGAAUGUGCAGUACCUCCACCAGGGACUCUGCUGCCUCAAUUGCCAGGCUGGAACCUUUGUGCAGAAGGGAUGUGAAAGAGACCAAGAACAAGGGACAUGUCUUAGCUGUGAGCACGGACAGACCUACACAGAGCACUCCAACGGAAUGAACCGCUGUUUGCCCUGUACACACUGCCGCUCAGAUGAGAUUCAAACUGCAUCCUGCACCACGACUACAGACACCAGGUGCCAGUGCAGAGCAGGGACCUUCUGUGUCCCGGAUCAGGCCUGCGAAGUCUGCAAACGCUGUGCCAAGUGUAAAUCAGGAGAGGAGGAGGUGAAGAAGUGCACUCCGUUCUCUAACACGGAGUGUCGGAAACGGGACCCGUCCCCAACCAAAACCUCCCCAGCCCUUCCUUCACCAACCCCUACUUCUGCGGACAUUGUUUAUCCUACAAUCAUUUCCCUGGGCAUCAUCUUCAUCAUUAUCAUCGUCCUCAUUAGCACGGCCGUGUGGUGGUUCGUAAUCAAGCAGCGUUCAUGGGAAAUACCAUGUUCAAAGAGCCCCUCUGAUUCCAGUGAAAUUGUGAAGAUUCCUAUUGAUGAGAGUGGAGCUACAGCAGAGGAGAGACAGAACAAUCAGAACGCAGGUUUGGAGGGGGAAGUGUCUCGCCCAGAGUCCCGGCCCCUGCUGCAGGAGACCCAGUCUGGCAUGACCAAAGCCUCCCCUCCCCUUGAAGAUGAGGACCGGGGACUAGGAGACAGUUUGCCCAACACCACUAGUUCGUCUCAAACUAGCCUGUCGGCCCUGCCCACAGCAGCUUUCUCUGGUAACACCCCACAACAGAGCCCCAUAGCCAUCAGACCGCCGCCUGCAGACAUGGAGGAUCCUUUGCUACAUCGAUUGGUGCCACUACAAGGGUCAGAAAAAUCCCUAAAGAAGAGCUUUGAUUUGUUCGACGAGUACCUGGAUGUGCGGAUUCAUAACAAGUUUUUCAGAAUGAUUGGAGUCAGCGACAACCACAUUCGGAUUGCAGAGAAUGGAGCCCCCGUUGACAAAGUGUAUGAACUGCUGAAGAACUGGAUGCAGAGGCAGGGCCUUAAAGCCGACAUCAACGACCUGUUAGAGGCUUUGCUAAGUAUGGACCAGCGGCGCUCGGCUGAGAGCAUCGCCUCCGCAGCCCUGCAGAGAGGCUACUACAAGCACGCAGACGCUCCCUGAAGCUGAAGUAACAGCGACUGUAAAUGAAGCAAACACAAAAUACUUAACACAAAAAAACUAAAAGCACAUAGACACGGUCGGUGGACAUUGUGUUACGAACGGGGCUUACCUCUCCGUGGCGGACUGGCCACGUAUCCAAAAGCCAGUAGUUUUUAAAAAGAAAAAACACAAAAAGGCGAAGGUCGAGUUGUAUUUAUCAGAGCUCUGAACAUGUUGACUACUUGCCAAAUGCGGAGGUGUAACAAUGAAAAUGAAGAAAAUGUUUCGUGGUCAAAUUGAACAACCUUACCGCCAAAGACAACCAAUGAUAAUGUGUUCUCAAAGAGCAGAUUAACACCAAGGUGUCUGCGUCCACAGGCAGAAACGGCUGCAUGUUUUAGGCUCCAAUGAAGAAACAUGCAUCUAAAUACUGAAAGUUUAGAAGUCUCUGGGCGCGUGUCACACAUCUGGUCCUCUACCCAGAUCACAAUACACUACCUGGAGACGAGGAUAUACACUGGUUUGGAGUGGCAUUAGCUAUGCCGCUAAUACUGUGCCUCUUUGAUGCACUGACCUCUGGCACAUGUGGUAUUUGAAACAAUUCUAUAUUUGUUCUUUUAUAGAUUUAGGCUUCUCUGAAACCUUAUGUACCAGUUCAUGAACAUUUUCUUGACUAAUAGUAGGAAAAGAUCGUCUAUUUGUUAUGACGGUCAAUCUGUAGCCUUACUAAUAAGUUUUACCACUUCAGUGCCAUUUGAUCAUCUUAAUGUAUUUAGCUAUCAUGAUUUCAUUAAGUUCAUAGAGCAUAAUGAUUCAAACAUGUUGUAGAUUUUCUACAAUCAAGUCACAUUGGAGAAAUGUUUUCAGUCUUUGACGUCCGGCCUUUUGUGUGUUCAGUGUUACUACACACACACACACACACACACACACAACAUUAUAGAAGGACUUUUACAAGUUUCUUUCUGUUGGAACAAUAGUUUAGUCAAAUGUUUCCAUGGAGAACUUCAACUGUCAUUUUUAUUUAUUGACAUAUUUAUUGUAAUGAAUAAUAAUUCACUUUUAUUAUUUAUACCAUUAC